CGAGUUUGCGAGGCUCAAGGACCUGAGGGAGAAGGGGGCGGGCGAGUUCUGCAAGGUGUGCGAGGGGAGCCUCGAUGUCGAUGGGACGGGGUUGCGCCGAGUCGCCGUUAAGAUGCUCAAGCCAAAGUACGAGGCGUCGGUGGUGCCACUCGGCGACCUUCGGCGGGAGAUCUCGCUCCUGUCUCAGAUGUCGCACCCGCACAUCGUCGGCUUCGUCGCCCACGGAGGCGCUGCCAUGGAAGACGUCCAAGGCCGCCCGCGAGUGGCCGGUCUCGCGCGGCGUCGCCGUCGGCCUGCAGCUCGCGCGCGCCCUCCGCUACUGCCACGACGAGUUUAUGCCCGGCUACCGGCUGCUGCACCGCGACAUCAAGCCGGACAACAUCGGCUGCUUUGCGGACGGCCGCAUCGUGCUCGCCGACUUUGGGCUGUGCAAGCUGUGGAAGGUUGACUCUGCCGCGAGCGACGACGAGCGGCGCAAGCUCACCGGCCUCACCGGCUCGCUGCGCUACAUGGCGCCAGAGGUUGCGCUUCAGGAGCCGUACAACCACAAGGCGGAGGUCUUCUCCUUCACCUCUCUGCUCUACCACUUUCUGUCGCACCAGAAGCCGUUCAGCUGGAUGACUCCCGACACGUUCCUCGCUGAUGCGUGCCGCAACGGCAAGCGGCCGCUGCUCAGCGGCAAAUGGCCCGGCGACGUACAGGCGCUGAUGGCAGCGGGCUGGAGCAGCGAUAGCAGGGCGCGACCUGAGUUUGCGAAGGUCGUCGUGGCGCUGGAGGAGGCGAUUGGCCGCCCGCAGAGCCUGGCAGAGGUGCUGGAGCGGUCCAAGGCCCCGUCUUCGCGCAGUAGUGCGCAAUGAGCCGGAGACGGGCGUGUGUGCCCCUCGGGAGUCGGGGCAUUCGCCUUGUCGGCGCCUCUGCACUGUCUCGCACACAUACGAGCUCGAUUGGUCGAGCGCGUCGGUGCACCGAGCGCCCACCGCAAUUUUUGUUUCGGCUGUCAGAUCGUGAUGUUCUGACCUCUGCAUGCCAUGACUCAUGUUCUCUGUCCGCCCUCCUGUCUUGCUAGCUGUGUGUCUUCGUGUCUAGAUAGAGUUGUGGAUGUUUUCUCGAUGUUCUGGCUAGUAAAU
Emiliania huxleyi CCMP1516 is the source of this 1127-nucleotide messenger RNA. RefSeq lists its product as hypothetical. NCBI's taxonomy places the organism in Eukaryota, Haptophyta, Isochrysidales, Noelaerhabdaceae. The record is from RefSeq and is a predicted model, not a curated record. Gene Ontology annotation, molecular function: ATP binding; protein kinase activity. The transcript has 7 exons. Bases 75 to 857 code for a protein of 260 amino acids. Gene Ontology annotation, biological process: protein phosphorylation.